Messenger RNA from Trichoderma gamsii, 849 nucleotides. Its product is annotated as NAD dependent epimerase/dehydratase. The record is from RefSeq and is a predicted model, not a curated record. The transcript has a single exon. Gene Ontology annotation, molecular function: oxidoreductase activity, acting on the CH-OH group of donors, NAD or NADP as acceptor. The coding region runs from base 1 to 849 and encodes 282 amino acids. NCBI's taxonomy places the organism in Eukaryota, Fungi, Ascomycota, Sordariomycetes, Hypocreales, Hypocreaceae.
AUGGAGACCAUCUUCCUUACUGGUGCCACGGGGCAUGUUGGUUUCCGAGUCUUUAUACUAGCGCUUCAAGCUGAAUACUCAGUGCGUGCUGCAGUACGAAGUCUGACAAAGUCUGAAGCCAUUCUUGCCUCGCAGCCGAUUAAAGCCUUGAAUCCUGGACCGCGUCUUAACUUUGUUGAGAUUCCAGAUCUGACCGCAGAAGGGGCCUUAGACGAGGUCCUCGAGGGAGUGACUUUUGUCGUCCAUGUAGCCGCCCCUAUCACAUCAACGGUCGGCAUCGGAGACGAUCUAGAGGCCCACUUCAUUGGUCCUUCAGUACAGGGAACUCUCAACUUGCUGAGAUCGGCCAGCAGACACGCCGGCAUUCGUCGCGUUGUGAUUACGUCGUCUCUUGCCGCCAUUGUAGACACCACCAACAUAGAGGAAGCCACGCGUACUGUGCUCAACGAGCAUUCUCGCACAUUCCGGAUCCCGCGGCCGCCUUACAGCACCUCUGUGCAGGCUUAUUGUGCUGCCAAGGCGCUGGCUUUGAACGCGGCGAAAGCAUGGAUGAAGGAGCAGCAACCCAGUUUUGGAGUCACGCACAUUCUGCCAGGAGAUGUUUACGGGCCCAAUGAGCUAGUUACCGACCCGGAUGACAUGUUACAGAUGGGCACGAAUCGAAUCCUCCUUACACCCGUCGUGGGCGGGCACCACGAUCCAUCAGCGUCGACGACCAUACACUUGGAUGACGUCGCCAAUGCACACAUUGCCGCCUUGAGACCAGAAAUGCCAACAAAUCGCCUGUAUCUGCUGCAUAGCGGCGGUGUGAGUGGCAAAGGUCGAGGACUUGUUCGAAAUUGUUCGUAG